Molecule: messenger RNA, 3431 nt
Organism: Acanthaster planci (crown-of-thorns starfish)
Lineage: Eukaryota; Metazoa; Echinodermata; Asteroidea; Valvatida; Acanthasteridae
Product: G2/mitotic-specific cyclin-B3-like
Biological process (GO): mitotic cell cycle phase transition
Molecular function (GO): cyclin-dependent protein serine/threonine kinase regulator activity
Source: RefSeq, a predicted model, not a curated record
GUGCACAAGGCUGGCGUCCAAUUCAAAAAUGCAUAGAGAAGCGUAGCACAUCCCGACUAAUAUCCAUGAACACAACAAAAGAACGCGUAGCCAGAUCAGAGCGUUCUUCUAACUCUAGGCACUUUCGGUAGACUACUCCGGCUUAUUCCAAGUUUUUGAGGCCAGUUGUGGACACAAAAUUGAUCUUAAGUAAAGGGAUAUACAGCAGACGGAACGACGGUUUCUGUGAAGGAUUUACAGUGGUUGACAUAAUCCAAGAUGCCCCUUACAAUGAGAGGAAAGCCCAAGGUGGCCAACAGCAACAUCCAGCAGAUUCAUCAGGAUGGACCCACCAAGCCAGCUCAGCGGCAGAGCAAGAGACGGUCCAGCGGGUCACCCAAAGGACAGCAGCCAACAAAGAGGGCAGCCUUUGGUGACAUCACAAACGCAAAACUCGCCAGGAAGGAUGAAGGCAAGAAGAAAAUCACCCUCGUGUCCUCCAAGAAGUCCACCUCGUCCCAGCAGUUGGCCAAGACAAAACCGCCCACAUCAUCAUCAGUCAGUGCGAGGCCGGAUGGGGAAACGCACAAGGCGACGGAGGCGGUGCCAGAGGCCCAGAACGAGAGCCUGGAGAUCAUCUUGUCGUCGCAGGGCUCAUCACAGGAUUCGUCGCCGAGUUCGUCACAGGAAUCCAGUACCUCCUCGUCUUCAUCCCACCUGCUGUCUUCCUCAAGCUCCACACCGGAGAGUGUUGACACGGUGGAGUUGAUGAACCAACGCAACAAUGCAAAGACGGCAGAGACAGAUAUCAAAGAUGCGGUUGCGGCGAUCAGUUUGGAAGAAUCGCUAGACUUCAAGGACAUCGAUGAAGAGAACAAGGAUGAUCCCAACCAGUCGCCGGUCUACGCGCAGGACAUCUUUAACUACCUCAAGGAGCGAGAGCUUCGAACCCCGAUCCAGGCCUACUUUGACCGGCAGCCGGAGGUGAACCGUCACAUGCGGGCGGUGCUGGUGGACUGGCUGGUGGAAGUCCAGGAGAACUUUGAGCUGAACCACGAGACGCUGUACCUGGCCGUCAAGCUGGUGGACCGCUACCUGAUGCAGAAGGCCGUCACGCGAGAUGUUCUGCAGCUCCUGGGCGCCACCUCGCUCUUCAUCGCCUGCAAAUACGACGAGCGUUGCCCGCCUGCCCUGGACGACUUCAAGUACAUCUGUGACGACGCCUACGAGAGACAGCAGUUCAUCGACAUGGAGAUGGCCAUCCUGGCCCUGCUGGACUUUGACCUGGGCAUUCCAUUGUCCUACCGAUUCCUCCGGAGAUAUGCCAAGUGUGCCCACGCCUCCAUGGAGACUCUAACGCUCGCCCGCUUCAUCUUGGAGUUGUCGCUGACGGAAGCCCAGUUCCUGGAGACGCGGGACUCGCUGAUCGCAGCAGCCGCCCUGCUGCUGGCCUUCAAGAUGACCAAGACUGGAGAAUGGGACACCACUCUCCAGUACUACUCGGGUUACAAGGAGUCGGAGUUGACUGAACUGACCAGCCAGCUGAACUCCAUGCUGGCUGCCACGCCCAACAAGCAGCUGAUGACCAUCAGGAACAAGUAUUCACACAAGGUAUUUUACGGCGUUGCGAAGCUUCCACCUUUAGAUGUGCUGCAGUUGUAGGCAAAACUCAGGUCUGCAACUGGUCACCAAAGUAAUUGCAGGGAGAAAUUGCGCCAAGAUGGCGGAAUCAGGGGCAGAAAAACACCACGGCGUUGAGUGGAUUGCAAGCUGGUGCCGAGAGGACCAGCUGGCCUGGGCGACCAUGGCAAGGCCAAACCAAAUAACGUCCAGAUGACCAUGUUCCAUUAACCAAUGAAUUAGAAUUCUAACGGAGGCAAUUGACAGUUGAGCUCGUAUUAAUUUAUGUCUACAAGAGCAGUUACAGGUGACGACACAAAGUGAGAAUUUUUUUUAAAUUUAACUGGAAAAAAAUGAUUUCGCACAUCAGAAUGAUUCCAACAUGAUGAAUGUUAGUCCUGAAAUCUUACAGUAAAAGUUGGCCGCAAAGCUCGUUCGUAAUCCCUCUACAGGCCUUGAACCCUGUGACCAGGCCAAAUCUUUUUUACAAAUCAAAUUUGACUGGUUAGAAGAAUUUACAAGGAAUUUUUUGAAGUGGUGAUACUGCCAACAAAUAAUUAUUUCCAAAUUUUUUAAACUCCUUUUUAACCAUGACCAGUACUUUCUGUAUUUAAGCCAAAUUCUUUCACCAAUUUUUUUUUCCCUUAUGUGAUCAGUUGUACCAAGAGUGGUGUACAACUUUUUAAUCGUGGUACGUGCGAAAAGCAAUGGUUGAACUCCAUCGGUAAUGAGUCCAAUUAUGUUUGCUCAAUUUCUGUCCAAUUUUUUAACAGGAUUUUAACAGUAAACAUUUUCAAAGACAACUCUUCCUUUUUAACACAAGCAGAUCAAUUUUUCCGGCCAAUUUACAAUCCUUUCAAUCAUGACGACUGUACCACAUUUCUCAUUUACAUGUAGCUUCGUCGACUGUGUAUAUGUACAUAUAUUUUUAAUCACCAGAAAAAAAAGUUGCCUUCUGACACUCCAGUCGAGACAGAAAGCAGAGAACCAAGCAGUUGUAAAAACAUCACAUAGUUAUAUCAAACUUAUGCCGUAUGUGGUGGUGUUGAAUUUCAGCUUUUAAUUUUUGUCCAUUGUUUUAAACAUUCUUUUGUUCGUGUAAAUAUAAAAACCAACCCCGAUAAAGUGAACAUCCUAUCAAUGUGCAGUCUCUCUCCAGUGAAGUGUUUAAUUCAACCGUGCACAAACUGAAUUGCAGUUGAAAAAUCUAAAAUUGUCCCAUAAUGAAGCGCCAUGCACUGGGUCCAGGUUUGGUGCUUGUGUUGAAAUUUUCCACCUGGAUUUUGGGAUAUCAUAUCUUGUGGGUUAUAUAUCUCUCUUUUUCAAACGAGACUGAUAUGACCUGUUCAUUCUGGGAAAGGGACACAGGUGUUUUUAACAUUCAAGUGGACCAAAGUCAGAUGUGUUGUGCAUUAUGUUAUCUGUGAUUAUUUCAGCUUCUGAACGGAAGCUUAUAAAAGUUUCCGUGCACAGUUUAACGCAGUAACUUUAAAGAAAGCAACUUGCGAUGUUCACCGGUGCAUUUCCAUUAAAAAUCUUGGCAAUGCCUUUGGUAUCCGGAACACAGAAAUUAACCUAGAAAUUGGGGAGCUUUGCAAAGGGAUGGAACAUUGCCAUACACUUGGGGAAUAUUUAGAGUUUUCACUUAUUCCUCAGUAGGCACACCAUCGGGCAUUGAAAAACGGGUGUUUGACCUUUUUGUAAAUACAUGUAGAAUUUUAGAGUACCAAAUGAUUUCCAGAUUUGUGCCAUGACACGUGGAAGGAUCAUUUGAAGGAAACGGUGCGUCUUAUAAAACUGAAGAGAAAUAAAAGUGAAUAGUGUUAAAUUAA